AUGGCGAGAAAUCCUUAUGCAAACACGCAGAUGCAAAGCUUCUGGAAAGAAACUGUUGAAAAAGAAGCAGCUGCCAGAUUACUGGCUUUUCGUAAACAGAAAGGACAGCCUAGAAACACAGCACGACAGCUUGAAGUGUUUAGAAAGAAAAUAUUGGAUAGUAAACCUUCAGACGCUGUUUUAGAACUACCGCCGAUAUCUUCUCACAAAAAGAAGACUGAUUUAGAUGACAGCAAUUGUGCAGACAAAUGGGCGCCAGAGACUUUGCUGAAUGCACCAGAGAUGCGACCAGUGACUCCAGAAGUGAGAAAAACUCUGUAUAAUGGGUUUACCAAGGAAGGCAAGGGCCGGCAUGUUUAUCUUCACCACCGUUACGAGAAAGAUCCAGAAGAAAAGUACACAUUUCCAACUUGUACAUCUUGGGAGUAUGGUUGGAAACUUGGGGAAGUCAUCAAAAAAGAUGACAUAAAAAAGCCCAAAUAUGGACGUUACAGGAUUGUGGAAAAUACAUUUUACACCAGAAAUGGGCUUAUGAGUAGCUACAGCAGGGGGCAUUAG
Candidula unifasciata is the source of this 558-nucleotide messenger RNA. Lineage: Eukaryota; Metazoa; Mollusca; Gastropoda; Stylommatophora; Geomitridae. The record is from the annotation of a GenBank genome assembly.